Messenger RNA from Drosophila biarmipes, 2447 nucleotides. RefSeq lists its product as uncharacterized. NCBI's taxonomy places the organism in Eukaryota, Metazoa, Arthropoda, Insecta, Diptera, Drosophilidae. The coding region runs from base 119 to 2179 and encodes 686 amino acids. The record is from RefSeq and is a predicted model, not a curated record. The transcript has 7 exons.
GAUCGAGGGAUUAGUAAGCAGACGACAAAAUGUGCUCAUAUAAGUUGGUGAUUUCCCGGCCUAACUCCAUUAGCUGAGCAACUGCGGCAACGAAGAGGUCUAUUUCCGGAGAUUCAACAUGGCAGAAGCUAGAGAAAACCGCCGCACCGCCCGCGAAGUGCAACAAGACUUUGCCGUGUCUCUCGGCUACGCCGAGGAGAUUAUCUGGGAUUUGCUGUCCCAGGAGCAGGCCCACGUGCUGGAUCAGAAACUUAGGGAGCUGAUUCGAGAUCCUCCAGAGCCAUCAGCUGAAGAAUUGGCCAACAGGUCUCGUGCUGAAAAUGAGAAGGAGGCGAAAGCCCGGGCGAAGCUUAUCGCAGAUAAUACGAAGGCGCGUCAGACCAUUUUCGAUGCCGUUUGGGAGCAGCGUAAAUACACCAACCGUCAAUCGCUUACUGCCCUCAUCUACGUAAUGGUGGUGACCGACCAAAAGGACGUUAAUCGCGCAGAGGACUCCAGGACUUUCAGCUGCCAUCCUGUUUUCCGGGCCCGUCGAUGCAUCACUGAAAACAGUGGUCGCAGCAGCGACAGCUCCGAUUGCUGCAAUCUGUUCAUUGACGAGACGGGUCGUGUCUACCAGAACUGGGAGCAGUAUGUGGACACCAACGAGCUGCCCGAGGGUGUUAUGGUGGCCCCGGAGAAGGGUGUCUACCGCCUGGGCACCAAUGGAGUGCGUCUGGACAAGUACCUAACGCCUGCUGGCAGACCCAACACGAAGAUUCUGGGCUACCUGGACACGGGAUCGGCGAUCGGAGGCUUCGCUGCCGCCUGCGUGCCCAUAGCUGCCCUCCUAACGCUGCCUGUAUCGGCUCCGCUGAUGGCCGCAGCCGGAGCCGUGGGUUUGGCCAGUGCAGGAUACGCGACAGUCCGCUCCGGCGCCAAGUUGGUGGAUCGCAGCAAGCACGAGCAGUCGAUCAAUGUCACGAACCGCGAUGCACGCGGCCAUUGGAUUGGCGUGGCUGCGGGCACUGUGGGGUUGGGAGCUGCCGGAGCCACCACAGCCUUGACUGCGGCGACCAAUGCCGGACAGGAGGUGGGAGCGAUCACUCAGUUGACUGUAAAUGGCAUGAACAUCUCUUCCAUCGUGGUUUCGGGCACUGGAGUGGCCAACGGUGUGCUGGACUUGAUAUUGAAAGUCCAGGAUGGUGACGACAUCACUGGCAUGGAUGUGUUGCAGCUGUCCGCUUCCCUGGUGCUGCUUACGCACAGCGUCUACAACUUCAAAUUAGCUUCGACCAUCAUCACUGAGACGGCCAACAAUAAUAUAGCCGGUUUUCGUGAUACUCUUAGCAAUCGACAAAGACGCUCCUUCGACAAGAUGUCCAAAGAGACCGUUCGACUGCGGGGCACCACUCGCGGCAAGCUGGACAUUAUUCGAAACGUGAACGAGAUGCCAUCGCGCCAGCAGUUCAACGAUCUGUACAAGAUCAAUAAAAACCUGAACCAGCAGGGCGUGCGGUACUCUUUUGCACCCGAUGGACAAGGAGUCCUGCUGAACGGUGAGGUGCAGACCACGGCGGCUGAAUUGCGGGCCAGUGUGCAGCAUAACCAGGGACCCAACGUCCUGGGACAAGUCUCUCAGCAGAUUCCCGCUAGCCACGGAGACUCGGGGCGGCUGCAUUUGGACGGCCUUAAUCCGGUUUCCCGACUUAUUGGACCAAUGCCUACGGCGAAGCCGCGCCAGGAACCCAGUACUUAUGCCGCUGGUGUGUUUGCCUUGGAGCUUAGCUCCGUGGUUGUUGAAGGCGUGACGUUUGCGCUGCAGGAGUACGGCAGAGUUAUCUUUGAUCACGUCAUUAAUGCCGAGAGUUUUGAGGACCUUAUCAACGGCAUGGCCGAUAAUCUAGAACCGGAAGUCUUUGACUUUGUCAUGAAGCUGACACGCACCUUCAUGGACACCAUGCUAGAUGACCUAACCUCUAUGCUGAAGUUCUUCAUUUCGACGGAGUCUGUGCUUUUCCGCAUCCUGCAGCAGCUGAUGACUCACUACCCGAACAUGCCUUAUAGAGUGGUGGAGGAACACACUGGAGAUAUCAUACGAGCGGUCAAGGAGUACUUCCUGUCCCUCAACCCUAACUCGUAUACCAGACUCCAGAAGUGCCCCAAUUGUGUCGGCUACUUCAGCAUGUGUCCCUUGUAAACGUACAUUCAUGUAUGCAGAAAAAUUCCUUAUACUAACUUUGGAUUUUAAAGCCAUCAAGAUGUGAUGAUUGGUGCCUUGUAGUUAAAACACAAAGAAAUGCACAAACCUUUUGAUGCUGUGGAUAUGUUACAUAUACAAUUUUUAUAACCCUUUUAUUUUAAAAAUGAAAUUUAACCAAAAACAAGCACAAACUACUUAGUGGACACUGUUUUUUACGAAAACUGAGCACAGCUUGACAUUUAUAAAAUAAAAAUAAAAACAAAAA